AUGUCGCAGGCACACCUGCGGAACGUAGAGGAGCCGAUAUUCAUCGGCUACGUCCCUGGCGACCCCACGCUGCCACCCCUGGACGACGCCAUCCCGGCCCCGAACCCCGCCUUUGCGCAGAACAAGGUGGUGGACCUGAGGACUUGGGAUGCGGUGGCCCUGCAGGUCGAGGCCGAUCGUUUCAACCCCUCGGACCCCUUCGAGCCCUUCCACCUGCCCGCAAUGCCUGGCGUGCCCACCGAGAAGAUCCUGGAGGUCAUGCGCCGGACCCUGCCCCACCCAGGCAGGCCCAUCGCCUGGGUGGACCUGGGGUACCGCAACGGAGGCCUGACGCUGGCUGGAAAGGAGGUGCAGCUGCGGGACCUGUGGGACAUGGUUCAGGGCGCGGGCGGGUUUGCGGCCGUGUGCUCCACCCGGAAGUGGACGAGCGUUGCCAUAGCGCUGGGCGCUGACACCUCAAGGCUCACCAACGCCUCCCAUGUGGUCAAGGGCUGGUACCUGCGAUUCUUUGCGAAUUAUGAGAAGUCACUGCAGAGCCAAGAACUUCCAUCCUGA
This is a messenger RNA of Auxenochlorella protothecoides, 555 nucleotides long. RefSeq lists its product as hypothetical. Lineage: Eukaryota; Viridiplantae; Chlorophyta; Trebouxiophyceae; Chlorellales; Chlorellaceae. The coding region runs from base 1 to 555 and encodes 184 amino acids. The transcript has 4 exons. The record is from RefSeq and is a predicted model, not a curated record. Gene Ontology annotation, molecular function: DNA binding.